Molecule: messenger RNA, 582 nt
Organism: Meyerozyma guilliermondii ATCC 6260
Lineage: Eukaryota; Fungi; Ascomycota; Pichiomycetes; Serinales; Debaryomycetaceae
Exons: 1
Coding region: 1-582 (193 amino acids)
Biological process (GO): RNA processing
Cellular component (GO): nucleolus
Molecular function (GO): RNA binding
Source: RefSeq, a predicted model, not a curated record
AUGUCCCAGGAAAAAAGCUUAGACGAUUUGUUCUUGGAGCUACGCCAAGCCACAUCCGGCGAGACCACAGAGGAGAAGGAUGAAUUCAGAAAGAUCCAGAAUCAGCUUUCGAAGCUCCCCAAGCUCCAAUCGGCUUUGGAGCAACAAGAAGAAGGUCCAACAAAGACUCGAGAUAUCACAAAGAUAAAUGAUCCUAUCGUCAUUAAACACACCAAAAAAGAGGACGAUUCAGCUGGCGCCAAUUGGUUUGGUUUGUCCAGACCUGAACUAACUCCACAGAUCAAGCGGGACUUGGCAAUCAUCCAGCAAAGAAGUGCAUUAGACCCUAAACGUCACUAUAAAAAGGAAAAAUGGCAAAUACCCAAGUAUUUUGCUACUGGGACAAUCAUACAAGGAAACACAGAGUUUUAUUCGUCACGAAUGCUGAGACGUUCACGAGGACAAACGCUUGCGGAAGAAAUCUUGAACGAUGGAGAUGCCAAUAAGUUCUUUAAGAGAAAGUAUGCUGAAAUACAGCAGCAAAAAACCAGCGGAAGAAAAGCACAUUAUAAGGCGGUGAAGGAAAGAAGGAAACGGUAUUGA